Messenger RNA from Equus quagga, 9023 nucleotides. It is a transcript of the gene TTC39B, whose product is annotated as tetratricopeptide repeat domain 39B. The coding region runs from base 162 to 2111 and encodes 649 amino acids. Lineage: Eukaryota; Metazoa; Chordata; Mammalia; Perissodactyla; Equidae. Gene Ontology annotation, molecular function: protein binding. Gene Ontology annotation, biological process: regulation of cholesterol metabolic process; cholesterol homeostasis; negative regulation of cholesterol storage. The record is from RefSeq and is a predicted model, not a curated record. The transcript has 21 exons.
AAGCGCUCUCCGGGCUGCGCGCUGGCCCCGCCCGGGACCCGGCGGGAGCGCGGGGCCGCCCCUUUCCUCCCUCGCUGGCGCUGGGCUGAGCCCGGAGCCGAGAAAAGGAGUCGGCUCUGAGCUCCUGCUUGAUUUUGGGCGGCGGUAGCCGAAGGAGGAACAUGGCGCUCGUAGGCAACGGAGAGGAGCUGGGAGCGGACGAGGACAUCUUUGAAGAUGCCUUGGAAACCAUCUCUAUGUCUUCUCGUGCAGAUAUGGCAACAAGCAGCCACUACUUUGCAUCACUUGAUACAAAACAGGCAUCUGGACAGCACAGAUCAUCCAGUGUGAGCAGGUCUUGUAGUGCAUUUGUAAAAACAAGCACUUAUAAAUGUGUUCUGGAAGAGCCUCAAAGGACACCUGCAAAGUGGAGUGAAGCUUCAGACUUGGACAAGUCACCAUCAGCCAAGGUGGAUCUCAAGAGUGGCCUAGAAGAAUGUGCAGUGGCAUUGGACUUAUUUCUAAGUAACAAAUUUGCAGAUGCCUUAGAAUUGCUUCGACCAUGGGCUAAGGAGAGUAUGUACCAUGCCUUGGGCUACAGUACCAUUGUGGUGUUGCAGGCCGUCAUGACCUUUGAACAACAGGACAUCCAGAAUGGCAUUUCUGCUAUGAAGGACGCCUUACAGACCUGCCAAAGAUAUAGGAAAAAAAACACUGUUAUAGAAUCUUUCUCAAGUCUUCUUUCUAGAGGAUCACUGGAACAGCUGACUGAAGAGGAGAUGCAUGCUGAAAUCUGUUAUGCCGAGUGUCUCCUACAGAAAGCCGCACUCACGUUUGUGCAGGAUGAAAAUAUGAUCAACUUCAUCAAAGGUGGACUCAAAAUUAGAACAAGUUACCAAAUAUAUAAAGAAUGUCUUUCAAUCCUGCAUGUAAUUCAGAAGAACAAAGUUGAACAACAGUUCUUCUAUGAGUUUGAAGGGGGUGUCAAGCUUGGAAUAGGGGCCUUUAAUUUGAUGCUGUCCCUUUUACCAGCAAGGAUUAUCAGAUUGUUAGAAUUUAUAGGAUUUUCUGGAAACAGGGAAUUGGGCCUCUUGCAGUUACGAGAAGGUGCAUCAGGAAGAAGCAUGAGGUCCUCACUAUGCUGCUUAACUAUCCUAGCUUUUCAUACUUAUAUCUCCCUGAUACUUGGUACAGGAGAAGUGAAUAUCGUGGAAGCAGAGAGUCUCCUUGCACCUUUCCUCCGGGCGUUUCCAAAUGGCUCACUCAUGUUAUUUUAUCAUGCCCGGAUACAGCUGCUGAAAGGGAAUGUGGAAGAGGCACAAGAGCUAUAUCGAAAGUGCAUUUCAGUUCAAGAAGAAUGGAAACAGUUUCAUCAUCUCUGUUACUGGGAGCUGAUGUGGAUUCAUAUGUUCCAACAAAACUGGAUGGAGGCAUAUUACUAUUCAGAUCUGCUUUGCAAAGAGAGUAAAUGGUCCAAGGCAACAUAUGUGUUCUUGAAAGCUGCAAUUUUGAGUAUGCUUCCAGAGGAAGAGGUGGUAGCAACUAAAGAGAAUAUAGUAACUUUAUUCAGACAGGUGGACAGCUUGAAGCAGAGAAUUGCUGGGAAGUCCAUCCCUACCGAGAAGUUUGCUGUGAGGAAGUCUCGCCGAUACUCCCCCUCGUUGCCUGCACCUGUGAAGCUCAUCUUGCCUGCCCUGGAAAUGAUGUAUGUGUGGAAUGGUUUUCCAAUAGUGAGCAAAAGAAAAGACCUUUCUGAAAAUCUGUUGGUAACUGUCGAAAAGGCUGAGGCAGCUUUACAAAAUGAAACCUUGACUGACUACUCUGUGGAUGACGAGUGUUUGGUGAAGCUGCUGAAAGGAUGCUGCCUCAAGAACUUACAGCGGCCCAUGCAAGCGGAACUGUGUUUCAAUCAUGUUGUCCAAAGUGAAAAGCUACUCAAGUAUGACCACUACCUAGUGCCAUUUACUCUGUUUGAGUUGGCAUUUUUGUACAAAAGCCAAGGGGAAAUUGACAAGGCCAUGAAGGUUCUAGAAACUGCAAGAAACAACUACAAAGAUUACUCCCUGGAGUCCAGACUACACUUCAGAAUUCAAGCAGCUCUUCAACUGUGGAGAAAACCUUCCUCAGAUUGAUUAAAACGUGAAGGAUGGAAUUUUCCCUCAAUUACCGCCGGCAUCUGCUAAAGAUUAGACCUUGUAUUAAGGUGGAAAAAUGAUCUUAUGAAUGAGAGAAAAAAAAAACCUAAUUUUAUUGUCAAUAUUUUCUGUCAUCUGUGUGGUUUACUAUUGGUCUACAUAAACGGUUUUUUCUUUUUUUAUGGAAUGAUGUUCGAUAUCUACAAAAUUCUUAUAUUUUGCCUCUCCAAAAAGAAUUUCAUAUUAGAUUUGAAUUGGAGAGUGAAGUCUUUUUAAAGGACUCACAGGUACAAUAAAGUCUAAUGAGAUUAUUUAUUUUUUUAAUGUGGAAAUCAAUAUUAUUUAAGUAGCAAGUGGCUUACAAGUUGAGCCAUUUUUAGAUUUGUUGGUCAGUUAAACUUGAGAUAUUUUGUUGCCGAGUAUUUAAAUUCAAGAGAGGAAAUUAGAAGUCACCUACAUUCAAAAUAGCUUGCCAAUAACCUCCUGAAGACUCCGGAAAAAGACAGGCAGUGGAUGUGAACAGGGAUGGGACAAUGUCCUCAGCAGGUUGAAGAGACCUGUAUCUAGAAAAGAUGAUGCAACAUUGUUACUGUUUUUUUAUUCUUCAUGUAAGUUAAAGGUGGUGACACUUUUGAGAGACUAUCCUGUUUUUGAAUGUAUUUAAGUCUAUUAUAAUAAAAUUCAAAAAGCUCUGUAUAUCUUAAGGGAAGAAAAAGUCAUAUUUUAUAAAUUAUCCUCGACCUUAGCAAUGAGUCUAAAACAUAUACGUUGAUUCUUUUUCUUAUAGGAAGCAAAGUUCUUGCUACUUUAAAUGAUAUGUAAAAUAUCAAUAAUUUUUACACUCAUGAUGUUGCUGAGUAAGAUCCAAUUUUCUAAUCUCUCUAGCACUGUGAUGGUUCCUUGUAAAUAUAUGGACUGUGAUUUGUCCUUCAAUCAGGAAACACAAUCAGAGCAUGGAGCCAGCAAAGAGAGCCUGACUGUGUGGUCCUGGCUUUGCUACCAGUUAGCAGUUACUAGGGUGACGUUUAGGGUGUCCCCUGCCUUCUGCAUCAUUGUGUUUUCCUCAUCUGUGAAAUGGUAAAAGAACAGAUGACUUUCAAGGUCUCUUUCAGUUUUAUAGCUGUGGGUCUGUGUAUUAGGUAUUUAUUUUCAGCAAACAAAGUUAAAAUGUUUAAUCCAAGCCAUUCCCAGUUAGUGUGUGUUUUAUUUUGCAGUCAUCACUGUACCCCCUCGCCCUUCAAAUAUGUAUGUGUUUUGGCUAGGGACAAGAUUGCAUCCAGAGCGAGGAAAAACAAGUCAUGAAUGGAUGAACCAGAGUUUUGUCCUAUUUCUAUUUUUAUUUUGAAGAAUGAUUUGUCAUGGAAGCUUUGCAGUUCAACAGAAACAGCCCCAAAUUGGGAGUCAGGAGCCCAUCUCUGUCAGUUAAUAGUUUCUUGACACAGAGCAAGUCAUUCACUCUUUCUGGGACUCAGUUUCCCCAAUGGGGAUAGCAACAUAGUGCUUGGUGCUUGUGAGGGCUCAAUUGGAUAAUGCAUAUGAUAUCUUUGUGUAAACUGUGAAAGGCUAUAUGAAUAUGAGUUGUAAUAAUUAUGGUUUAUAUGCACUGAUUACAGUAUCAACACAAAGAUAUUGGCUGAGUCUGUGGUCUCUGAUAUAAAAUGAAGGAAACAUGGAAAUUCAAACACCUUUAAAUUAAUUCAUGUGUUUGGCACUGACUAUAGCUCGGAUUAUGAAUUUGCUCCUUGCUAUUUAUUCCCUGCUACAUUAGCCUGUACCCAACUGGUACUUGGUGGUGUUUUCUUUAAGAUACUGAUUCUUGACCAAUAGUGAGGAUGUAUUUCCAAUGGAAUAUGAUUAAUACAGCUCAAGUCAGAGUACCACCCCUUCAGAUGGUGUGCUGCCAGAUCCCAAUAUGGGCUAUUAAUAUGAAUUAUAUAACUUUACUUUAGGUCUAGACAAAAGAGGAAAUAAAGUGAACUGUCAUUACAAUUAGUAGAAUGUGUGUUCAACAAUUACUUUCUAUACUGGUAAAAAAAAAGUUUAUAAAUUUCUUAGAAGAGCUUUGGUAGCAUUCCUUUUGUAAAGUACGAACAUUCACAUUAUUUUGGUGAGAAGUUGCAAGUCAGAGUGAAAGUAAAAAAUGUUCUAUCUGGUAUAAAAUGAAAACAAAACAACGUAAGCUAAUAGUGGUUAUUUUUAUUUUAUUUUAACCCUACAUUACCAAAACAAAUAUAAAAGAAAUUCAUAUCUUCAGUUUCAAUUUUUUCUUUAUUUUUCCUUCUUUUCUUUUUCUUUCCUAUUCUUUUGUGGUUACAUGGUAAUAUGGAUAAUGUAUCGAAUGGAUUUUUGAGUGCUGUAAAUAUCAUUAAUGCUACAAAUAUUUAUCUAUUUCCUGCCAUGUUCGAGAUGUCAUGGUGGUACCAGUUUCUUGUGACAUCAGCUAAUAUUGCAUUUUUGGUUAUUUUGUGAUUCAGUGUGUUCUGUGAAGAAUGAGUCUGAAAUGACAAUGUUUUAUCUAAUGUUUUGAGGGGCAUAUGUGAUGGGGUUGGGCUGCCAAUGUGUCUGACAGUUUGUGCAAUUUGUAUAGUUCUUAGUGUAAUUGCUUUUUUUUUUUUUCUUUUUUUAAAUGGAGAGCCAGGGUUCUGAUUGGUGCUGUGUAAAUUUGAGACUCAAGUAGAGGUUAUGCUUUGUAGGAUUGGUGACAAGGAAGGCAUGACUUCCACUUGACAAUUAAUGGAAGAUUACGUUGGCUCUUAUAGGAACAUAUAUAUUUUAAUGUUUUUAUGCUUCUCCUGGGUACAAGAAGGUCCCAAGUUAAUAGGAAAAGGGGGUUCAUUGACUCUGUUUUUACUGCACGUGGGCAGAAGCUGUAGGGAGGUGAAGUCCAGAUUAAUCAGCAUCAAAGAAGAUUUUUAAUCAUUGGAACAAUCCGACAGCAUAACUACCUCUUUUGCAGAAGAGUGAGUUUGGCAGAGCUAUGUGACUCAUUCCUCGCUGACCUGGAAGCUUAGAGUUGAAGCUCGAGGUCCCCCUGUGAAUCUUUGUUCAGGCCUUCAACUCAGUGAGAUGUGUGUAAAGAAGAAAGGUCUCCCUCUUUCAGAGAAAAGUGAGUGUUUCCUCUUGUGAAGCUGCUUGUAGAGGUGGUUACUCUGCGAUAGGCACUGAGAGCCCCUGCCGUUGGUACUCAUUAUCAUUCCACUUCUCAUCCGUUCCUUUAAAGUGACUCUGUUGAUGUUUUUGAAUAGUGGUAUUUCUUCCUUUGGAUAUUGAAAGUAAUAAUUUAAAAAAGGUCUUUGUGACCAAUUGGAAGAAUUUCUGGAAUUACUCUGAUUGAUUCUUCAUUGAUUUUUUUUUCAUAUUCCUGAUUUUUUUCCUAGUUAUUCUCUCUAUAAUUUAUAAAUCAUAAAUUCAAAUAAGUUUAGUUAAAAUGAGUUCACAAAGACUCCGGUGAUGGUUUUGAUGUCCUAAGAUUUUGUGAUUCAUAGGCCCUGGAAUGGAUCAUGGGGGAUUAUCUCAUCCUCCCCGACCUCUAAGCAGUGUUGUUUCUCCUUCAGUCCUGCUCUGUCCAGUAUGUAGCCACUGGCCUGGCGUGGCUUUCGAGCACUUGAAACAUGGCUAGUGGCACAUACUGGAAUGAUGCUGAGUGUCAGGAAGCGUUCAUUUACACGUGCUGCAGUUCUAUUUAAAGGCCUCCCAGUAUCAUGAUUCCUGGAGUUCUGGCUUUUCCUUGUCUACUAUGAUCAGCCAGUCACCAGAGCUGCAUUGUGAAUUGUGGCUCAAAUACAUAUCUGUGAAGUUUGCUUUUUCUGUUUAAGUAUCCAUAAACUUUUAUUUCCUCAUGUUUACUUUGCAGAUGAUCAAGGUCAUUGGCGCUUUUGAACAUUAUUCCUUGCCCACCCCCCAAUCUCUUAUAUACUAGACUAAAAGACCUUAUUUUUAAGGUUACUAUUAUAGUCUGACUUUACAGACAUUCCUUGCUUUUUCAGAUGCAACAUCGCAAACUUAGGAGUUGUAGACGAAGUGACUCUAGCCUUUCAGAUGUUACAUUUUAUGAUUAAAAUAAUAUUUUCUAAGGUUAAUAUUAUUCUGAAAAAUUUGGUGACUUUUCCAUCCCUAUAUAUUAUCAAUGUUUCAACAUUAACUCAGCUAGGCCAAUGUUACUAUUUAAAGAUUUAGGCACAAGUUACCCACUUAGAGAAUAAUCUGGCAGAUAGUUUAUUUAAAGUUAUAUAUUUUAUACCUUUUGCUGCCUGUUAUUUUUAAUGUGUAUGAUACCUAAGUGAUAUGCAUACAUGUGAUUGAUGUAUUUUUAAUCUCUUUAGACAUUUCUUGAUGAGAUAGAUAGGUAGAUAGAUAGAUAGAAAACAGCUUACAAAGAUUAAAUAGACAAUGUUUUGUACUGUUCUUUCAGAAGGGGUACAGGAUUUUCUCCAGACUGUUUCCCCUUCCCCAGACCAAUUAUUUACAUAUUUUUUCUUUACGUAUUAGAUUGGAUGUUGUGAAACCCUAUUCCUGCUUCUCAAUGUCCACUAGUCUUGUCUCUCAUAGAUCUGCUGUUAGAUUUAGUUCCUUCAGAAUGUUGAAUUUGAAAUGUAAUGAAAAGGACACGUCAGACUUUAUCAUGAGGGAGAAUAUCUUCUGUGUCGAGCAGUUGCUGUCUGACCUUGAUGCGGUUGAAGUCCAUUCCGGUCUUUUUGUAACUUCAUAACUACAGAAAGAAAUGAUGCAAGGACUAUUUAGCAGCUUGAGAAGGCUGAGCAGGUUCUUAGCCUGAUCCAUCCCAAAAGGAUAUGCGGGUCUAACUUGAGAGGAAGUCCAUUCCCCCUUCUGUCCAGUUUACAGAUGUGUCAGCACAGUAAUACUGUAACACGGCUUUGCAUGGAAAAGUCAAAGCAGCCACCUUACUGUAUUUAACUAAUAAAGAAUGCACACAGAUACCUACAGAUUGGAUAUUUAAUAGGAAAGCUCAAGAUACUUUAAUACCAAGCUUCAUUAAGUAAAAAUUGUUACAUAUUAAUAAACAAUACACCUCGUAUGUUAAUCUAGUAGUUCUUAGAAACGCAUGGUUUAAAUGAUGAAUAUAAGGGAUGCUGGCAUAUCCCAGUGGGAGCUUUUGUUUUAUUGCUACUUAAUAUUUUCUAGUAAAUUGGUUUUAAUUAUUGGUAGUCUGUUUGGUACCAUUUGGGAAAAAAAAAGGCUGGUCAUAGUAUAACAGAACUGAUAGAGAAAUUGGAUAAAAUGAACAUAUUAAGGAAUCUUGCUUAUCAUUUCAGUUUUAAAGGAAUUACGUUAUUUUUGAAAUGCUGGAAGGUCUUCUUCACUUUGAAGGGAUGACACUCCCUGCGUUGGAAAUCAUGCAGACAUGUUAAUUCAUUGUUAUCUUUAUUGGAGACAAGUGUCCAGGUGGCAAUUUGGGUAUAGUAAAUGAGUUUAAACAAUUUUCAUUAAAUUACUUCACUUUUUUUCUAAAGUCAUUUUAUUCUUCAUAGUAGACAAUUGCUUUCUAUACAGUGAUUUGUUUUUUAAGGCAAUAAUUUACGUGAGAAGAGAUUAUGAUAAACAUUAUAAAUCUUAGGCUGUUGAUUUAAUGGCUUAAGAAAACAGUAUCAUUGGGUUCUGUUUACGAUUUUCAGAAGGAGCACACGUGUGUUUUACUGAUACGUGCUGUCCAGAAAAAUUACUUAAUUCUCAACAAUAUGUUGCAUUCUCAUGUUGUGUUAGGGGAAAAUUUUAUAACUAAGUAGUUUAUUAUUUACUAUUGUUUUCCCUUUGCUAACUGUUGACGUUCAAACACCUGAAUGAAUACCAGCAGACUCAUUUGUAUACUAGCAUUUUAAAAUAUUUAUUUGCAAAUGUUCAUAGAACUCUUGAAUUUUUUGAUGCAAGUCGCUAAAUGAUAUGUAAAGGCAAAAUAUAUAUUUAAUAAGUGAGAAGUAUUAUUUUAUUACUGAAAUUUAUUUCCAAAGCAAAUUUAUUUUGUAGAUACUUCACUUGGGAAAUUUUGCUUUGCCUUAAAACACAAACAAAAUAAACGUGUCUUGUGAUCUGGUCACCUGAAAACCCUUAAUGUUACCUUGACUUGUAAGGGGAUUUUGAAAUUCUUUGAUAAGGUAUAUUUUUCACUUUUAUUUGGAUUAAACAAAAAUAGUUAGAGGUCAUAGUGUUUUGUAAUCAAUGUCUGCUUCCCUGUUGAAUCAUCAAAGCUACCUGUAUGGACUUUAUAAUUCAAUAUUUUAUUAGUAAAAAUUGUCAGCGUUUCAUCUCACUCUUUCUCUUCUCAUUACAUUUGAGCUUAGUGUCCUAUCUUUCCUGUUCCCAGCGGUCACAGUUUUACAGAGCAGAACAUUUUUAGAAACUGAAGAUGUGUGAGUUCUAUGGAGAUGAAUGUGUUAGUAGCAUCCAUCUGCUGAUCAAGUAGGCUUUGGAUCUAGUACCCGAAAGUGAAAUAGAUUGUAGCUGUAAAAGCAUGGUAUCAACAUAAGUCCAGAAGAAAGAAGAAAACUGUGAACUUCUGAUGUUUUUAAUAUAAAAACUGUGUUCUCAAUGAGUAUUCGCUUACUGAUUGUGUGUUAAUGUUAUCAUCUAUGAUUUGUAAGCUAAUGCUGAUAGGAGAUCUAAAUUUUCAACAUGAAGACAACAGUUCCUGUGGCCUAUUUUUAACCUUAAGACAUUUUUGAAAACAGAUGUCGUCUUAGAAAUUGUAUUUUUAAGUGCAAAUAAAUCAUCCCAACUCGAAAGUCAAUGUUUUGUUUUUCAUCUCAUAGUAUUACAGAAUACUCUGCAUUAUUAGAUGCAUGUUUAAGUUGCCAGAUGUUCUCAGAACUCUAUAUUUUCAUAUUGCUACAACUGGUUUACCUAUAAUGUGCAAUUGAAUUGUUAUUUAAAUAAAUUACACUUGAUGGAAUUACA